AUGGUGGAUGUGGCAGCGGCGGCGGGCGCGGCGGUGGCGGAGGCUGCACCUGCCCCGUCCGUGCUGGCGGUCGACGAUGGGGUCGCGGAGGGCGCGGGCGCGGUCGCCCUGCCUUGGCCUCUGGUGGACGACGCCUGGGCGGACGAGCUCCCCGCGCUGCCUGGUGGGCGGAUGGCGGCAGACGCGGCCGACGCGGGCGGGCUGGUGCUCCCGGCGCGGGUGAGGGCGGAAGUCGCUGCAGCGAACGCGGCGCACGACACGCGCCGCAUCACCGCCAUCGUCAAGGAGGCCGCCGGCUCGGCGUGGGGUGGGCGCCGUACGCACCCACCCUGCGCUUACGGUGCUCGUCUUCAGCGUGCACCUGGCGGCGCCCCUCUGAGGCGCCGCCCUCCAUGGUUUAGCGGCUAG
This is a messenger RNA of Prorocentrum cordatum, 408 nucleotides long. NCBI's taxonomy places the organism in Eukaryota, Dinophyceae, Prorocentrales, Prorocentraceae. The record is from the annotation of a GenBank genome assembly.